AUGAAAUAUUUGUAUGUAUCCUUUUGCUACAUCGGUAUUUGCCUUGAGACUGAAUUUUUCUUCUUGAAUUUGUCUUCAACGAGUCCAGUUCUUUUGGGCAUAAAACUUGCCAAACCAACGAAAAACAUUUGGCGUGGCGUCCGGCGAAAACAGCAUGCAAUUUCUGGCCGGUCCGCGCAGUGCGGCGCGCGCGGCUCUACAAGAGCGAUGGAGCCCCCGGCCUUCCCCAGAUCUGGAGUCCACACCACCCGGGCUGCCCCAGGGAGUGAAGCGAACAUCCUCCUCCCCUUGCCCACUGGAACGCCACCCUUCACAUACGAAUGGAGCCGUGCGGGAGCGACAUUGGACGGCCGCUUCAGAUCAUCGGUGGAUGCAAACGGCGUUCGACUGACCGUCUCCGCUGCUCAGAUUGGUGAUAGCGGCGUAUACACCCUACAAGCAAGCAAUGCUGCCGGCAAGGAUACGACCCGGGUCUCGCUGGAGGUUUCCCCGGAUGAGGCGCCCACGGGCGAGGACCCGCCGACCUUCCUACGGCGCCUGCAGGACCUCACCGUGAAGGUCGGCACACGGACCAGAUUCCUUGUAGAGAUCCUCAGUUCCACGGAGUGCAAGGUAACAUGGUACCGUAAUGAGCGUCGCCUUUUGGAGGCUGAGAGGAUCGCGCUGGUUCGCGACGGCAACUUUUGGUGCGCAGAUGUCGCCACUGUCAGUGUUGAUGAUGCUGGGCGCUGGACGUGUACCGCGGAGAAUCUUGGAGGACGAGCCAGCUGUUCCGCCCAUCUCAAUGUUUUAGUUCCAAAAGCGUACAAAAGACCAGAAUUUGUGGAGGAAUUACGCGCCAUUUUAACAGAGCAAGGAACUGUCUCCUUGGAGUGCAAAGUCGUGGGGGUUCCUACCCCGGUUCUGAGAUGGUUCAAGGACAGUAGAGAAAUUAAGGCGGGCGAUGUGUUCGCGUUAACUGCGAAUGCAGACGACCCGACAUCGCUCGGUACAUACACUUGCGAAGCGAUCAACUGUAUGGGUAGAGCCUACUCCUCUUCCAAGGUUCAUGUUAUCGGUCGUUCUAAAGAGGGUUCUGCUAGACCUAGUUCUGGGGGCCUGACACCCGAUCCUCCGCCGAUAUUCACCAAGGAAUUAGAAGAUCAAUUUGUUAGAAUAUGUGACCCGUUGACCCUGAGUUGUCACAUCGUAGUCCCACCCUGGCCCAGAAGUACGGUUUGGUACAACAAAGAAGGAAAAAUUGAUCCCAGUACAAAGUACCAUAUAUUGGAGGACGGUGUCGGAGGCUAUAUGGUGGAAAUAUUUGGAGCCGAAUGGGCUGACGAGGGGGGAGUGGAAGUGUGUGGCUACAAGUGCGGGCGGCAGGUACCCAAGAAUUAUAGAAAGCCUCGCUUUAUGGAAAACCUUCAAGCAGUAUUGACGGAAGAGGGGUUGGUGUCGUUCGAAUGCAAGGUCGUUGGCUUCCCAACUCCAGUUCUUAGUUGGUUCAAAGAUGGCCAAGAACUGAAACCAGGAGACGUGUACCAAUUGACGGGAACUAACUCCCUGGGCUCCUACUGUUGCAUAGCUAAGAAUUGCAUGGGUCACGCGAGCAGUUCCGCAGAGUUGACCGUUGAGGACAUUCAAAAUCAAUUGAAUGAAGAGGAGAAAUUACAGCUGUUCUCCAAGAAUCAAGCUCCUAAGUUCCUACAGGGCCUGAAAAGUGUGGAAGUGAAAAUCGAUGAGCCAUUCCGCUUUACAAUAAAAGUUGCCAUUCCGCCUGAACCUACAGUAUUAUGGUAUCGAGACGACCAACCUGUUGAUGAAUCGCCUCGAUGUCACCUCGGGAAAGAAGACCGAGGUGUCUUCUACUUAGAUAUCAAGAAUUUAGAAUUGAUGGACCAAACCGAGUGGAAAUGUGUCGCCAUGAACGAUUUUGGACACAGUGUUACAUCGUGCUUUUUAAAACUUAUAAUUCCCAGGCACUUCAAAAAGCCAAGAUUUCUCGAAAACCUUCAAGCCAUUUUAUCAGAUGAAGGUGCUGUCAAUUUAGAGUGCAAAGUCAUAGGCGUACCGCAACCUGUAUUAAAAUGGUAUAAGGAUGGUGAAGAAUUGAAGCCCGGAGACAUACACAGAAUAAUAUCAGGCCAAGAUGGAACGUGCUGCCUUGGUACCUAUACAUGCGAGGCGCAGAAUUGUAUGGGUAUUUCCGCUAGUUCAGCUUCUCUGUUAGGCUUUGAAGAUACAGUUAAAGCUAAAAAGAAGAAAUCUGACGAUCAAGCAUUACAAAGAAACUUAUCAUUGAGUACUAUCCACGAAGAGAGGACUUCACAAAUGUACGACACGCCUGUUGCCGAUGUUACUUUAGAUGAUAAAGGAGAGAUAUCAUUUUCUUUCGAUGGUAAAGAAGUUUCCGUUUCCUUGUAUGAAACUCCAGAUUUAACUGAAGAAGAAGCGUUGCAAAUAGUUGAAAUGUAUGCUGAUCAACUGUCUGAAAAUGUUACGGAACAUAACGUCAUUGAAUUACCUCCGUUAAGAUUUGUUAAAGAGACAUCUACGUCCGGAAAUCUUCUUAUGGAAGCUAUUAUUAUUGACGUAUCGCCAGAUUAUUUUGUGUCUCCAGAAGAGGAUUUAAGAACUGAAGCUGAUAUUGAAGACAUAUCUAUAGCAGAAGAAAUCGGACAGGCUCAACUAUCAUUUGAUCAAGAAGUUAGUGUUGAUUAUAUAGAGAAAACAAUGGCUCUAAUAUCGGAAGAAAAAUCUGACAUUCCCAAAGUUCUUAGAAGGAAAUCUGAUUCACAAAAAAGUGGAGAAAACUAUUUCAGUCUAUCAAAAGAUCAGUCUCUUUCUGAAGAAAAGAAAGAUGACGAUGAUACUCAGGUAUUAUCAGAAAGUGUUAGUUUUGCUAGUGCCCAAAGUACUGGCAAACAGAAGUCAAAACCAUCUCAAGACGAUGAAGUUGGUACUCAAGAAUCAGAUGUUACAAAGACAGUUUUAUUAAGAGAAGAACAGCGAACUACUUUAGAUACAGAAAUUAAACUGAUAAGUAAAACAAACGUUACUAAUCAAGAAGAAAAGCAUAAUAUUGAUCCCGUUGUCAUUAAAAACGUAAAUGAAGAUCUGACCUACAUAAGCUCUGUGCUGUCGAAAGUAAUGAAUGACAUUCAAGUUAUGGAGAGAGAUAUUAUCUUAAAGUCGCAGCUAAUGUCUACAGCUGCCGUAGCGGCUAAAAGUUUAGAAAUAAUAACCAGUAUAAUAAAACCAUUAAAUGACAUUCACAGUAUCACUGACGCUGUUAAGGAAACUAUUAACGAGGCAUCAGAACUUAAUCCCGUGUUAUUUACUAAAUUACCAAUUUUCUUAAAAGAGCUUCAAAUUGCUUUGGCAAUGGUUGAAAAAUGUAUAGACGUGGGUAGUGAUAAAACGCUUAUUAAGAAUACGUGUAUAUCAGUAAUUAAUAACUGCGAAGAAGACGUUACAAAGCUUGUAACGAAAAUAAAAGACUUUGCACUUGUAAAUAAAUUGUACUUGAAUUCCGAAUUAGUUGCAGAGGUACAAUCGUUAAGCAGCGAUAUCCUAAACGUAAUUGAAAUAUCUAGAUCAACAGUGGCUACAAAAUCUAUUUUAAUUGAAGAUAUCAAAAACGAAGAAGUGUCGAUCGAUAAACAGCAUUUAAAUAGAACACAAAAAGCAGUGUACAAUUUAAAAAUACCUUUGACGUCAUUGUUAAAUAUCGUCGAAAACGCUUUGAAGGUCAAUUUUGAUACGGUCUUAGAUAUAAAUAACGCUGAAGUGAUUUUAUUUAACAUGUCAUCAUCUAUACAGGACCUCCAAACAGCUUUAGAACACAUUGAAUUUCUAUCCGUUGAGGAAUCGAAUUCGCCUUUACAAAAAUAUAACACAAAUGUGAUUGAAACCGUUAUGGGUUCUGUAUUAAAACUCAGAAAUUCGUUUGAAAAUCUUUCCGUGGAGAAAGAGAAAAGAGAAGAUAAAGAACAAUUAAACAACGUUCUACAAAUGAUAUCAGUAAAUCUAAAUAAAAUUUCGUCUGAUAUCAAAAACAUUGAGGGCCCUAUUGGUGCCUUUGAUAUUUUAUAUGAAGACAACAAAUUGGAAAUUCUACAAAGAAUGGCACAUAUACUUAUAUCACUCGAAAAUAGUUUACCAAUCUUAAUAGGUUUACCAAACAUACAAAGUACCUUAUCAGCAUUUCAUAAAAAUCUUACCAAAGCUUUAGAGAAUACAAUAGAAAGUAAUGACAUGAAUAAAUAUUCAACUUUAGUUAGUAUAUGUGAUGUAGUAAAUAGAAUAAAUGAGUCUAUUAAAAAUGUACAAUGUAGUCAAAACCUAUCUUUAGCAUGUAUAGGAAGCAACUUUAGUAUCAUUGAGGAAAUUCUCAAAAAUAAGAGUAUUGAUUACGUCUCAGAUCAAGACCUACUGACAAAUGCCAGGCAAUAUUGUAUCGAUAUACAGAGCAUAAUUACUUACACGGAUGAUGAGAGUAUAAAAAUUGAAUCUGAACGCGUUGAAGACAUAACUUCCACUAGUCCCUUCUUCCCUGAAUCUAAAGCUAAUGUAGUAUUACAUCAAAUAGAUCACGUAAUAUCUGUAAUUAAUAACAUCUCAUUAGAAGAAACUGCUUCAAGCAUAAGUGCCAUUAUUCCAGUAUUACAAAAAUCUUGUCCUAUCCUGGAAGAGCUCAAAUACAGCGUAGCAGCUUUAACACAGAAUGCAAAGGAAUAUGAAUCAUCGUUGUCUGAAAUAUCCGAUUUUUCCGCCGCCGAAUCCUUUGGGAAGUCUUUGCAGGAAUUACACGAAAACAUUACGACUCUCAACCAAGUGCUACUAGAAUCCAUGGAAGAUAUUAAGAUUAAAGAGGAUAUAUCCAAUGUAUUUGCCAAACCUAUUCACGAAUUACACACAACUCUGCAAAUAUUACAAGAAAAUAUUUUAUCUCAAUGCGAAUUAUAUUCACCCGUGCAUUUAAGUAACAAAGUAGCAACCACGGAACUUGUUCUUCAGAAUUGUAUUUUGUUAGUAAAAGAAGAAAAUGAAAUAGAACCUAUCGAGGAAUUAUCUACUCUGGAAGAUAUAUCUUGCAUUAAGACAACGGCUGAAUCUAUUUUAGCGGAUGAGUUACUAUUACCAAUAACUGACGAAGCAUUUGUUGAACAAGCACCUCCUUUAAUAGAAAUAAAAAGUCAAAAACCAGAAAUUGCUCAUGUAUUCCAAUUGUUGCAUAAUGACAUUAUAGAUAUACAAAAGUUAGACAUACUUGAAACAUUAAAUAUACUAUCUGAAGUUAAAGAAUAUGCAAAUCUGAAAUCUGCCACGGAAACAAUUGUAGAAUUGCAAAACAAAAUUAUUGGAAUUCUAUCGCCUCUCCUUAUGGAAUCUUUAACAUCUGUGUCCAAUUUAGAUAUUGUUAGUAAUGAUAUAGUCACGAUCUCUAACUCGUUAUUGAGAUUGAAAAAUCAUUUGUGCGUUAUAGAUAUGAAUAACAUUCCUAUUUAUGAAGAUGUUUUACAGCUCCCAUCUGAAGAAAUUUAUAUUAUUGUUAAAAAGAUCAAUAAUUUGAAAAACCAUUUAGAUGAAUGUCUUACAGCGAUACAUGAUAUAAAAGAAAUUCCCGAACUAGAUAAACAGUUGGAUGCUUUAAGAAGACAAUGCAGAGAAUUAAAGACAAUUGUUACAGAACCAUUGAAUGUAGAUUUAUCGUUCGAAAGUAUACAAUGCUUGAAUAAAUCCGUUGACAUUUUUUUACAAGCUACAGAAUCAUUAGCAAACAAUGAUACAGUACAAAACGUAGGCGGACAGCUUUUGAAAGACAUUCUUAUUGUGCAAGAUGAGCUUGUAGACUACGUUAGUGUAAAAGAAAACAUAGAAGAAAAUUUAGUUGUGAAUACAAUUAAUAAUAUAACUGUCAAUUUGGCUGCAUUAGAGCAAUAUAAUAUACAUAUAUAUGAUACUUUAGACAUAAACAUAGAAACAAAGUUUGAUAUAAAUGCCGAAUAUGACAAUCUUAUUCAUAUGAAACAUCUAAUUGAUGAAAGUGAAAUAGUGGUUAUAAAAGAACUAACACAAAAAUCCGAAUCGGCGGAUAUGAUUAUUGUAGAAGAUUUUUUUAAGAAAAUUAAGAGUAAUUUCCAUAAUUUACAAGUUCUUCUCCAUCAAAAUCCGAGCCACAAGAAAGUCAUCCGUAUACUGCAGGAGUAUUUUGCUCUGCAAGCCAAUAUUAAUGACUUUAAAACGGAAAUGGUGACAUUAAACAUAACUCAAAAUAUACAACAAAGUUUGAAUAACUUUUUCUCCCAAACCGAUAAUAGUUUAGAAAAAAUUAAGAUAUCUUUAUUAAAACUGACUUCUUCGUUGUCAAACACGUUGUUUAAAAAGCCCCUAGAAAAACUUGAAUACAGUAUGGUUCAGCUUCCCGAAUGUCUAAAAUUAGAUCACUUGCUACAUCUGCACGGUUUAGUUCAAAAUUUUGUUUUAAUUUUAAACAUAGCAUUUCCCCAUCUUGAAAAUUUAGAAAACGUUGUUAAUAAAGAACUUCAAAUGUCCCUUUUCAUCAACUCGGAAUCAGAAGAUAAUUUAAUAAUUGAAGCCAUAGACAAUUUUAUAUCGUUUUUGGAGCAAGAAACUAGUGUUAGUGACAAUGCUGAGCGGAAGCUAUUUCUGAUUAAAAUGCUGACUUGUUCUCAAAACCACCAAAAUUAUAAAAUUGCUUUAGGCACUGGAAAGAAAAUGAUUAUAAUGAAAUACUUGGCUGAUUGUUCUGACUUACUACAACAUCAUCUUGAAGAUAUUGAUAAAACUUUGGCAACGAAACAAAAAUCAUUACAAACUAUUCUUAAUGAACAAAUAAGGCUACUUCAUAUUUUACAUGGUGAAGUAAUACACCUUAAAGAACAGCCCGAACGCUCAAAACAAGAAAUUGCAGCUAUUGAAUCAUGUGUGGAAAGUAUCAUUCGUCUUAAUAAAUCAAUUCAGGAUUGUUCGAACUCUGAAAAGAUCCAAUCAGCGCAUCAAAAUAUCUCUCUUCUCAAAGACAUAAUUUGUCAAACGAAUACAAUUCAAGAUAGCUUAGACUCUCUAAAGUGUUCAACGAAAGAUAUAUCUUCUAUUUCAUCAUGUUUGGAUGACAUUAAAAAUGUUGUAUACAGCAUUUCACCUGUUGAACACAAAUUAUCUAAACAGGAAGCCAAUGUUCUUCUUCAGCAUGUAGAGCAAUAUAUAGAAGUCACUGAAAUUAUAGAAGAAAUAUCUGCAGUACUAAACUUAGGUAAUGUACAGGAAGCAAAAAUCGUUGCAGAAGAAUUACGUGAAAGUAUUGCAAAGGCUGAAGUCAUUCCGGAAAAUGAGGAAUAUAUUGAAUAUCACCUAGUAACAGAACAUCAAGAAAACUUAGCCCAACGUUUACAAAAGUCCCUUACAGAUAUCCAAGAACAAGCUAUAGAAAAUAUUUAA
This is a messenger RNA of Leptosia nina, 7446 nucleotides long. NCBI's taxonomy places the organism in Eukaryota, Metazoa, Arthropoda, Insecta, Lepidoptera, Pieridae. The record is from the annotation of a GenBank genome assembly.